CCCAAAAUCAAUCGGAUACGACUCAAGACGCCAAAGACACUACCGGUAGCCUACGGUCCAACGAAUGCUAUUUUAUCCAAGUCGUUUUUGUUUGUUUGAGGAGGAUGCUGGUGACUUUCGGCGCCUCACUUGGAACAAAGAAGAACAAUAAUACUUGACAACAAAGGGGAGAGAUACAAUUUGAACUGUUUGAUUUGGAGACCGGUGUCAGAAAUAAGGAAGAUAUCAAAGGACAUAGGCUACACAGGAGCAACUGCACUGUAUGAUAUUGCAUGGUACUUUUUCUUUGUGUUUCUUUUUGCACAAGUCGGAAAACAGGCUAUAAGGUGUUAAUUGCCUUAGUGUAUUUUGGAAACGGAAAUGUCGAGCUGGUCUCUUAUUAAUGUAAAGGUGCUUUGUUAGUUUCAAUCUAGCUACGAGGCUAUUUUUGUUCAUACCGUUCUCUUAGUCUUAAAUUCCGUGUUCGGUGAGUGCUAUCGUGAUGCUGCUGUCAUAAAGUAGGAUUUUCAUUUUUCUCCGAACUGAGUUUUUAUAUCAAUAGCCAAUUCGAGUGUUUCGUUGCUACACGAGUAGCCUAUAUAUAGACACCAAACCAUUGUGACAGUAGCACAGAAUAUAGGCUACUCAAACAUCAUCAGUGCUACCUAACCAAAGCUGCAGGCACUGCGUCCCGACACUGAAGCGUACCAGCCACUACAGUAACCCAGCUGUCGUAAGGAUUCAACAACUCCAUCAGCACGAUGAGUGAUGGACCAAGGCAACGCGGGAGCGCGGCUUCGGCGUCAGGAGACGCGCAGUCAGACAGCGGGAAGGACUCCGGUGGCGCAGUGGCCCUGAAGAAGGAGAUCGGGCUCGUUAGUGCCUGUGGCAUUAUCGUAGGUAACAUUAUCGGAUCAGGGAUCUUCGUGAGCCCCAAGGGGGUUCUGGAGAACGCCAGCUCAGUGGGCUUGGCUCUGAUCGUUUGGAUUGUCACUGGCAUCAUCACUGCCAUUGGCGCACUCUGCUACGCCGAGCUGGGCGUCACCAUCCCCAAGUCUGGAGGUGACUACUCUUACGUCAAGGACAUCUUCGGGGGCCUGGCCGGAUUCCUGAGGUUGUGGAUCGCCGUGCUGGUCAUCUACCCCACCAACCAGGCAGUCAUCGCCCUCACCUUCUCUAACUACGUGCUGCAGCCCCUCUUCCCCACCUGUUUCCCUCCGGAGAACGGCCUGCGUCUGCUGGCAGCAGUCUGCCUGUUGUUGCUGACAUGGGUGAACUGCGCCAGCGUGCGCUGGGCGACGCGCGUCCAGGACAUGUUCACCGCAGGGAAGCUCCUCGCCCUGGCACUCAUCAUCAUCAUGGGCAUCGUGCAGAUCUGCAAGGGAGAGUAUUACUGGCUGGAACCGGCCCAUGCCUUCGAGCCUUUCCAGGAGUACGAUGUGGGCUUGAUCGCCCUCGCGUUCUUACAGGGCUCCUUCGCCUAUGGGGGCUGGAACUUCCUCAACUACGUGACUGAGGAGCUGGUUGACCCAUAUGUGAACCUACCUCGUGCCAUCUUCAUCUCCAUUCCUCUGGUCACGUUUGUUUACGUCUUUGCCAACAUCGCCUAUGUCACCGCCAUGAGUCCACAGGAACUCUUGGCGUCCAACGCUGUUGCUGUGACAUUUGGAGAGAAGCUGCUGGGAGUGAUGUCAUGGAUUAUGCCCAUCUCUGUGGCUCUGUCCACCUUCGGAGGGGUCAACGGGUCCCUCUUCACCUCGUCCCGGUUGUUCUUUGCGGGGGCAAGAGAGGGCCACCUCCCCAGCCUGCUAGCCAUGAUCCACGUCAAACGCUGCACCCCCAUCCCAGCUCUCCUAUUCACUUGCCUGUCCACUCUGCUCAUGCUGUGCACCAGUGACAUGUACACUCUCAUUAACUACGUGGGCUUUAUCAACUACCUCUUCUACGGGGUCACAGUUGCUGGCCAGAUCGUCCUGCGCUUCAAAGAGCCAGACAUACACCGACCAAUCAAGAUCAGCCUGAUCUGGCCAGUGAUCUACCUGCUGUUCUGGGCCUUCCUGCUCAUCUUCUCGCUGUACUCGGAGCCUGUGGUCUGUGGCAUCGGCCUGGCCAUCAUGCUCACCGGCGUCCCCGUCUACUUCCUGGGCGUGUACUGGGACAACAAGCCACAGUGCUUCAACUCCUUAGUUGGUAAGAUGACGUACGUCGGGCAGAAGUUCUGCUUGGUGGUCUACCCUGCGGAGGACCACAAAGACGACGACGCGGGGGUCGAGCUGAAGGAGGAGAAGUCGCCUCUGUCCGGGGAGGAUGGAGAAACGCAGAAGUCCGACUGCUAAAUGGCCAGCCGCCGUUCUGUUCAUUCACUCGUUCACCUACAACACUGCAAAGCACCGCCAGUAGUACACUUGUCUUUUUAACACUGAAUCGACACCCGUGAUUGACACACAGAUGGGGAGGGACCGGUAAAGAGGACUGAGGGUCUCGUUUUUUGGGGGGUGUGGGGAAGAGCUGGACACUAACCAGCUGAUCUUCUCAUUGAAUACACUACCUCUCAGUGGUCCCUGCUCCCCAACACCCUCUAGUAGCUCUGAAUGUGACAGUCAGGUCCUCACAUUUACACACACACACACACACACACACACACAGACACACACACACACACAGACACACACAUACACACACACACACAGACACACACACACACACACACACACACACACACACACACACACAGAGCAUCUCAUCUACUUCACCCUUUCCUUGCCUCUGCAUCGCUUCCACACUCAUCCUGUUAUUCACACACUCCCUGCACACUCCGAUUUCAAGGCAUCCUCACUACAUUGCAGCUUUGACUUGAUUUUUUUCUUACUGCUUUAUAAUAGUGCUCUCCCAAAGAUCCUUCAGUUCUAGUGUUAUUAAGCAUUUGUGAUCAACAGCACCAAUACACCAAGAACAGUAUAGGCAUUUUUCAAUGCCAACAACCAUGAUUCCCAAAAUGUUUUUUUUUUUUUUUAUAAUUGUGAUAAUUGUUUUGUCAUGUGAAUUUAUUAUUACUUUUAUUGCUGUUAAUAUUAUGUUGUCAUUUUCAGUCAUUGUUUUCUUUUUUUAUCCAUUGUCAACUCUGGACUCGACUUUCUAUGCUUCAGGGACUCUUGAGGUGAGGUGAGGUACCUCCCCAAUCUCUUUGUGGUGCAAAAGGAGUUCCAGCUCUUUUAAUUGCCUUAAUUAUGAUGAUACAAUCUGUACUUAAGUAUUAGUUUUAUUAUUAUUAUUGCUAUUGGAAGAUGAUCGAAAAGACAAAACAUUUGGAAUGGUAUUGAAUGGUUCGGUUGUGAUAUUCAAUUCAGCCGAGGGUAAAGAUUAAUUGCACACUAGUCAGCAAGUGAAGAAACAAUUUCCCUGAAACAAGGUUACAAGAUAGGAACACCUUGUCCAGAUAGCAACUCCUGCCAAAGCAAACUCAUAAGUGCAGUGUAGGGGAAACUACUCCAACAUGGCUAGACAUCUGCAACUGAUAUUGGGAGCAGACAGCUCCACAUAAAACGACUAAAUGUGCAAUAUGGCACACGUACAUCAGUGCAAUUUCUAUGCAAAGCAAUAUGUUUAUUCAACACAGUAUAUGAAAAAUAUAUAUACAGUAAAUUAUACGUUUAGAAGGUUUAUACUUUUUAUUAGACUUAUUAAGCUGAUAGAAUAAAAAGUAUUAAAGAUACAUAUUAAGACAAUUUGUAUAAGCAUAUUGGGUAGUUUGUGAUGGAUGUAGUUCUACUGUAGGUGGUUGUACAAUAUGAUGCUAAAGAGAAAAUCACUAGUCAGACCGCCUGACCUGACUCAGAGACAGCUACGCCCUUAACUCAAUGCUACUCAGUAGUUCCAUACUGCCAGUCCGCUGCCCUCUGUUGUCAGGCAGGCCCCCCUCACUCUGCCAUCGGUGGCCCUACUGUUCUGCAACACUGUGUAUAAUGAAUUCUAAAGAGAGACAAGUCCGGCUUCAGUCAUGAGAAGGGCAUAUCCAAACUGAGUCAAGUAGAUUGAGAGAAAUGCUGUCCUCUAUUGAGGACACCUCUGAAGCACUCACACUGCUAUUUUCUAAAUGACACCAAUAUCAACCAGAUUUAGAACAUCCUCGUCAAGGCGCAAAAGCUAUGACGGCUGGGUUGACAUCUUCGAAAUUAACGGAGUCAGUCACAGGUCGAAGGUUUCUUGUGCUGGCUGAUAUUGUUGGUGCAAAGGUGUAUGGUUAUCAUUAUCAGGGUCACUGGGUUUUUGUUGGAUUGAAAUUGUGUCUUGUGCUUAUACUCCGAGAUCACGUACUAUGUAAAAACUGCUCACAUCGGAGAAUGGCCAUGUGUUCAGUCACACUUUGCCAAUGACUAGCAAGAGAUUGUUGUGACAGAUGAGUUACUCUUCAUGCCGUAGUCUUUUAGAUCAACUCUUAUCCACCCCUUAAUCUGAUUAUUUUCAUUUGCAUUGUAUCCAUCUUGUGAUGAGUACCCACUGUUUUUGGGAGUUUAAUGUUUUUUUUCCUCUCUGUCUCUUAUGUACACCUGGUUAGAUUUACUGUGUCACUGUGAAACCUCACAUGCUAGAUAAUCACCUUAAGUUGGGUGGACAAGGUGAGCCACAGGGUACUGAAAGUGCUGACUACGGUGCCUGAUUGCACACCAAUUACUUUCCUUCACAAACCAAACAAAUGCUGCAAACAAAUGUCCUGAUAGCCAACACGGGUGCUAUGGACACAAUCAUUGCCUGACACUAAUCAGUAAGAUUUUCAAAGCCAUGUAGUUCUAAGGUAAAGUUUAACGGCCUGAGUAGGUGACCCCCCCCCCUCCCCUCACAAAAUGAUUGUGACUCACCGCAAAGAUGAUGUAUGAGGUGUGUGAAAUGUCGAAAGUUGUUCCCAGUAAAGUUCUCUUUUUUUUAGAUAGAAAACUGAUCUGAGAUCACUGUUUCCACCAAAAUGUUGUGUACAUAGAUAAAUAAAUCUGUAAAUGGAAACCAA
Molecule: messenger RNA, 4981 nt
Organism: Alosa sapidissima (American shad)
Lineage: Eukaryota; Metazoa; Chordata; Actinopteri; Clupeiformes; Clupeidae
Gene: slc7a8a
Product: solute carrier family 7 member 8a
Exons: 11
Coding region: 741-2315 (524 amino acids)
Biological process (GO): neutral amino acid transport; amino acid transmembrane transport
Cellular component (GO): membrane
Molecular function (GO): L-amino acid transmembrane transporter activity; neutral L-amino acid transmembrane transporter activity
Source: RefSeq, a predicted model, not a curated record